Molecule: messenger RNA, 13060 nt
Organism: Anolis carolinensis (green anole)
Lineage: Eukaryota; Metazoa; Chordata; Lepidosauria; Squamata; Anolidae
Gene: c5h4orf54
Product: chromosome 5 C4orf54 homolog
Exons: 2
Coding region: 634-5628 (1664 amino acids)
Source: RefSeq, a predicted model, not a curated record
AAAAGUGUCACUGCUCUCUGUAAUGUGUUUCAAAGUGCUACUAUUCUCUGUAAUGUGUUUAAAAGUGCUACUACUCUCUGUAAUGUGAUUAAAAGUACCACUACUUCCUGCACACUAUACAUUUUCUGCCUUCUCUUCCCUGCUAUCUAUUGCAUAGUUUUUUCACCAUUCAAAAUACUAACAUUAUUUUAAAAUGACUAUAUGAUAAAUAGGAUUCUUUCCUCCACCAACACAUCCCCCUUUAAUAACGAUAAGAAUUUCCAUAUGCUUUCUUGUCAUAUCGGGAUGUCUGGGGAAGCUGAGCUGCAGAUGCGGCUAGUGCUGCUACUUCUGUUACCAAUGGCAUUCAGACUGACAGCUCUCCGUGCCAGACCAACAACUGUACUUCAUAGCUGUGGAAUAAGAGACUGGCAGCAGCCGCAGCAGCUUCCCCCCCAUCUCCGCAGAGACAACAGCAGCCAGCCACUUUACUACCACCCCAGCACCUUCGGGCGUCUCUCCGGGGUCCACCACUAAACUUCAGGGAGUGGACUUGGAAACCACAGCACUGGGGACACGUGUGUGUCUCCCAGCUUUCUGCCUUUGGGUCCAAAAAUUCUUUGUCCCCUUCAGUCAGCUUGCAAAGCAGUCGGCAUGGACGUUCUUACAAAAUCGCCUGCUGAGCAGAUCAUGAUUCAAAAAGGGAAUGCUGGAGAAAGCAGCAGCCGAAAAAUGAAGCAACAUUCUCAAGAGCCACCAGCGUCCUCAUCCGAGGAAUCAAAAUAUGUGGAGAUUUAUGAUUUCCCAGGAGGGAGGGGAGGGAGUCCUCAGGCUGUAAAACUGACUUUGGCAGGGAAUGGAAGUAAAGUGGCCUUUAUCAGACCUAAAAAUGGACCUUAUAGGAUGAAUGAGGUUAACAGCUUGGCAAACAAUAUGCUGGCAGACAAAUCUGCAGAUCAAGAAUCCCAGGAUUAUAAAUCUGACAUGGAAGGCUCUCCUUCUCCCGUGGGGAUGAAAGCUGAUGAGGUGGGGGGAAGCAUCUCUGGCAGCAGCUCAGAAGGGUCUGAGAGCACGUUGUCCCCUAGCAUCUCCAACAUCCAGCUUUACACAAAUGGCUGCCCAGAAUCAUCCUCAUCCUCGUCUCCUUCGCCAGUACCAAAGACAGGGUGCUUUCCAAAAACAGACGACUCGGGCACAGGGGGCAAAACCUCCUCUUCUUCAUUUGGAUAUGACAGUGAUGAAGAUGAUGAUGCAGAGUGCAAAGAAAUCUGUCUGAGUAACCAGAGAGAAGAAUGUCGGCAUGCUUCACAACUGCUGCAGUCGCAAGACAGCUACACCAGUGAAAACAACAGUAAUAAUGAUGAAGCACAUUAUAUUACAACCCAUGAAAUUCAGCUUAGCGAAGUGGACCAUGACAUGGAUUUUGACUAUGGAUUAGCCUCCCGGUGGGACUUUGAGGACAACAAUGUGAUCUAUUCCUUUGUGGAUUAUGCUUCUUUUGGGAGUGAAGAGACACUUGCAGACACACAGACGGAAGAGGACAAUAGCUGUUAUCUCAGCACGACAACUAGUGAUCCCAAUAACCAGACCGACAGUAUCGAUAAUACCAGCAGCACAGAGAUAGUCAGCAUUAAUUCUGAAAAUGAUACCCCUAUCACAGACAAAUGCGCCAGCUCGGAAGAAAGUCAGUCCAAGAACCUCAGCAACAUGAGUGAGAAUUCUGCAGGCCAGAUACUCCUAUCAAUCAAACCAACUUCCAAGGCUAUAAAUGAGCCUAGCAACCAGCACAAAAAGCAAAACAUUAUUUAUGCUGCCAAGCAUGAAGGCGACAUGAGUGUCUGUGUCUCCACAGCUCAUGAACAAAAUUCAAGAUUAAAGCAAGGUGCUUUUCAUGACUAUGCAAAAAAAUUCAUUGCAGUUCCUGCACGCUUGCAAACAAAGUGCGGAGCCAUAAGAGCAAGAGAACUGGGAGGAUAUUCAAGUGGUGCUUCCAGUGUGGUUAGUGAGCUGGAUGAUGCAGAUAAAGAAGUAAGAAGCCUAACUGCAAGGGCAUUUCGGAGCUUAGCUUAUCCCUAUUUUGAUACUCUGAACUUGAGCUCCAGUGAAUCUUCCACGUCUCUUUCAGACCAUACCUUAGGAAUCAACCGGUGGUCAACUUACUUGGAUUUAAAGUGUGGCAGCCUUGGGCAAAAGGCAGAGCAGAAUCUUUUCAAAAGCAACACUGCAUCUGCAGGAUGGAGCAGAAGCACUGGGACAAAAACUUCCACUGACCAGUUGUAUAUUCACUCUAAUAAGUCACAGACGAAAGCAUUGGAGUUUGUAGUCAGCAAACUUGAUGGGGAAAUAACACAUGUCGAAACACCACCUUCUUUUGAAAAACGGAUCCAGUCGGGGUCCCGAGUUGUUACUUUGUUGGAGACUUUGAAUUUCAGCAGCAAUAUUAAAACGGGAGUCCCCAGACAUGCUAAACCUUCUGAAAAUACUACUGUUAGAUCAAGUUGCACAGAUGAAGUUACAGACGCACUGUCUAAGGAGCUGGGCAAUGAAGCCUGCAAACAAACUGGGUCAGCUGCAGAAACCAUGGAAGGCACACAGAAGAAAUCAAAAUUUGCAUCUAGUCUCCUCAAAAAUGUCAUCUCAAAGAAAAUGCAAUUGGAGCAUGAAUUCAAAAUGGAAAGGGGAGAGAUCACAGACACCACGUAUUCCGGUAUGUCCAAUUCCUUAUCUUCUAAAGAGGUAGAUGGCAAUUUCAAAGAAAAGUUCAAGGAUGGGGGUUUGCAGAGACAGAAUUCUAGAUAUUCAGAAGGCAGUUCUGAUUACACUAUUGUAACGGGAGAUGACUUGGGGGAGUUUUUUGAUAGCAAGUCACCUACUUCCAAGCCAUCUUCUCCUCGGGAGGGAAACAUUAGUCUGGAUCGAUCCCUCUCUGAAACAUUGUUAGAAGAGGCAUGCAAAAUAAAAGAGAGUGCGUCCGAAACGCUCAAGGCAACCUUUCUCCGUAGUCAAAACAGUGCAUUCAGAACAUGGAAAGAAAAAGAAGCAGAGAAAAAGGAAGAAAAGGCUCCUGUGAGAAAACUGAAAAUUUCACCCAAAGGUGAUUGGAAGGCUGAUUUGGGAGAAAUAUCAGCCAGCAAGUCAACUAAAAUGUCUCGUCUCUUUGUUCCAAAUAUUCAACAAACAACCAAAGAAAAGCAAUCCAGCACACAGGUGACCAGAUACUCCACAGCAACCAGUGCAGCAGCUCAGACAGCCAUUGCUACCACAGUGCUAAAACCUAAACCCCCUGAGAUCAAAAUCAGUUUGGGCAGCGUGGAGCACAACAAAGAUCAUCCUUUCAAUAUUGCCAAGCUCCUCACACCAAAGAUAGCUGGAAGCAUCCCAAAUUUUUUAAAGACAGUUGAUGAUAUCAAGUGUCAGCAGCAAAAAUCAUUCAAAGGGGAAACCAUGGAUAAAGUGCCUCAGUUUCAAGUGCGCGAUGUAAGAGAAAGUAAGGCUAAGAUCCAAGGGCCAAUCCACCAGGUGAGAGAUGUUAGGAAACUAAUCAAAAGUAACUACGGCCAUGAAUCAGGGGAGAACAGUGAUAGGGGCAGUGUCAACUCUGAGCAGGGAACGUCUGAGCAGAAACCAAAGCAGAUAGUGACAGCAGGCAUUCCCAGGUCUCUUUCUCCAAUGGUGAUAACUUGGCAAGCAGUGAGCAACAACAAGGAGGACAAGGAGGAAAAAAACGUAUGCAGGACUUCUGAGAUGGAGGCCAAAACAAACAGUGGAGGCAAGAUGCUACCUUCCAACCAAGAGGGGACAAUCUUGGUGCACAGGACUUCAGGGAGGCUACCUGUGGCUACCAUUGCUCCAAACAAAAGUGACCCCCAUCAGCCUUCUGUGCUGAAGAUAGUGUCCAAAAGCUCUGUGCCUUGGAGGCAGCAAGCACAGCCAGCAUCACAGCCUCAAUCAGCAAUUCUAGAGAAGAGCAACAAAGUAGUACCAUUGGUAGCUUCUGGAGAAGAAGAACCUUCACGAGAUGAAGCAACAAAGACAUCUCUCACAGUAAACCAUCAAGCACUGGAGAAACUUACGGCAGCAGUCCGGAGCAUGGAGGAACUCUACAGUUUCCACAAAAAUGAGUGGAAGCGCAAGAGUGACCCGUUGCCCAUAACUGACAGCCAUGUUCUUUCUCUCAUCACCAGUGAGGAACGGAACACCGGAGCCAUGCCUUGUACCAGGGAAGAGUUGAUGGUAGGUGACAAGUCUGAGGACCAGGCAACAGGCCAGGCGAUAUCGCCCAACAGCAGGAAUGGCCCAGACCGCCAAACUCACAGCAGGACUGCCAACCCGACCAAGAACACAGAAAAGGUCUCAGCCAAGACUGCUGCCUUUGAGAAUCUGGCCCAGUCUCGGGAGCGACUACGUGGCCCUGGCAUACGUGGAGAGGCAACCACAAAUGCUAUUACCACCACUACCCCCACAGGAACUCUGGAGCGAAGCAGGGCUCCUGAGGCCCCCCGUGGUACUUUCACCUUCAAUGCCCUGGCCCACAAGGCCAAGCAACAGCAGUCCAAAGAACCUUCUCCUCCACCACCAUCCAGGGGCCUCAAAGGCCAGGCCAGGCCUCGGUCCAUCAAACUCUUUACAGACAAACAGGAGGAGGCUGAAAAGGGCCCCAAGGUGUCAGCUCCGGACUGUGGGAACUACUUGGCCAUCCCUCUCAAGGCCUCAUCUGUGGAAAAACCAGUAGCAGCUCCAUCAGGGGGUGGGGUUCUCAUCUCGGCAGCCUCAGCUGCAUCUGCCCUUAGUGGUCAACAGCCCUACUACUCAGGGAGAAACCAAGCCAGGCAACAGCAGCAGCAGCCUGAGGAAGGCCCUAUUACAAAGAACCAGCAGCCUCUGCUUUCUCCGCAGCAGUCGCAGCAGCAGCCCUUGCCUCAGGUACCUCACACCACUGCACAUCAAUUUGACAUGUCUCCUGCACAGAUCUUUCCUCAAGCUUUGUCCCUUGCUGCUGCUGCCGCCGCUGCCGCCUUAACACAACAGGCACCUCUGUUGUGCUUCUCGCCCCCUGCUGCUGAAGCCUCCACUUUCCCACCACCUCAGACGCAGCGCAAGGUCCUCUUGGACCUGAGCACAGGCCAGUGUUAUGUGGUAGAUGCACCCUUGCAGCAGCAGCAGCAGCCUCAGAAGCGACGCCUCUUUGAUCCAGAGACUGGGCAAUAUGUAGAAGUGCCCUUCCCAGGUGCACAACAGCCUCCUCCACCAGCUGCCAUGGCCCCCAUGACCCUACCCAUAUCCUCCCUGACCCUGGGCCCUGCAGCAGCAGGUGGAGGUUAUGGUGCACCAGCUGCUGCCUACAUGAUCUACCCAGGCUUCCUUCCGGCUGUCUUGCCUGCUAGUGGUGCCACUUUGCAGAGUCAAUUGGUCCAGCAGCAGCAGCCCAGUGGCGACCUCAGCACAAGGGCCUCAUCCAACAUUGCUGGAGCUGACAGCCCUUACUACAUGCCCACAGGUAAAGGGACCCAACUUCAGCAUCAACAGACAGCUUCAGGUAAUGAGAAGGCACCCCUCAUCAGUAUCACCUCUCAGCCACUGGGCCCCAGAAUCAUUGCACCACCAUCUUUUGAUGGCACCACAAUGCGCUUUGUGGUGGAGCAUCGGUGACAGGCCAAGAGCCAAAGGUCUCUUCUUCUGGAGUUGCUGCCAUGGGUACAAAGAACAAGAAUUUAUCUCCGUUAAUCUGAAAAUAAUUUAGUAAUGCUAAAGUGUCAUUUAAGAUGCUGCUUUCUUUCUCAUGUGUUUCUCAUACUUUGCUUUCUACAAAACAAGUGUUGUUCUUUUUCAUGUUUGCAUAACACAGACACCAUGUUAACUAUGUAUAAAUUUAAUUAUGCAUAUGUGAAAGGUUGAAUAUUGUGUAUAGAAAAUGUUUGAAUGUAGAAGCCUAAUAAUCUCUAUAUCUUUGUAAUUCAUAUAGCUAACUAUAUGUUACAUGCAAAUACAUGCAAAGGAGUGCCAAACACAAUUUAAAAAUUAAAAAAGGGGUUGAGUACUUAACCUCUUCUAUAAUAAACAUGCACUUGAGAACAGUUGAUAGGAAAAAGAGUUAAGUACACCUUUCCUAGCUAAUUUUCUGCUUUGCAAAGUGACUGUAUAGGUUUUGUUUCUACAUGUUUAGAUAUAACGCAGUUUGCCUUGAAUAUUAACAUAUUAGAUUUAGUAGGCAUCAGUCCAUCUCCUAGGGUGAACUAUACAAAAACCAAAAAAAAUAAUUUUAAAUGUCCUUUAUCUCCAAAAGCUUUUGUCCUGACAAUAGAUCUUUAAAACUACCAUUUACACUCAUGUAUAAGUUUACUUCAUGUAUAAGUUGAGUGUGGGUUUAGGGCCAAACUUGUGGAUUUUGCUUUAAUCUGUGGAUAAAUUGAGGGUAAAAGUUAGUGACACGUAGCAAUCAAAUAUUUUCCUCUCUUUAAAAGAUGCAUAAAAGAAACAUACUUGGGAAUAGACAAAGAGAAGGAGAUGAUCUGUUUAUUUGAGGGGUUACUUUGGUGGGGUGAUAAAUUGCAUUGCUGAUUAUUAAAUGGUUACAUCUAUACACAUACAACAGGAAAGGGAGUAUAAAUGAGGAAAGAGAAUGAGAAUGCAGCUUGAAGAAAAGGGAAACAACCUGCUUCUUUCAGAGACUUAUAAUAAGCCUCUGCUUCCACGGCCUUCAUUCUGGUCCCUAUUCCAGCAUUGACCCAUGUAUAAGUCAACCCAGGUUUGGGGGAAGAUUUUUUUUUUGUCUUUUUUUUCAGCAUAUACAUGAAUAUAUAUGGUAGUUUACAUCGAAGUCAGCGGUAGUUUUCAAACAAUCUUCCUUGGAAGCAAAUUAGAACCUGGUUUACAUUAUAGAUAUACAAUUUGAUGAUCUUCAUUCAAAGUAUCUCUAUUACCAUGUGGUUUAAGCUAAUCAGCACCAAUCCUACUGAAAACAUAUUCACUAGUACUAGUAUGUUCCCUUAUUUUUCAUAGAGUGUGAGCUCUAAACCCAUGAAUAUUUAUCUGGAUAUAAAUGUUACGAAAUUAAAUUAGAUUUCUUGCCAAACACUUGUGCAAGACUUUGAGUAAAUUUUCCUGAUCAGGACAAUUAUCUGUGGGCUUUGUUUUCCAGACCUAACUGUGGAUACAACAGAAUACUUAGGUUGCAUUCUUAUUUGAAAUAUUCUGCUUUGAUAUCGCAAGCCAUGGUUUACAGAAGCUAGAAAAUGAAAAUUAAAAGAAUUAAGGUUACUAUUUUUGUCAUAUUGGACUUGGAUUCCAACAGGUAUGUAACGGAUAGAAUUUCACCUGCUGAAGCCUCCUUCAUCAUUUUGUUCCCAUGUAGGAAUUUGUAUACUAAUCAAUACCUGUAUGUUGUACAGUAGUUCCAAGAGUAUUCACCAUAUCAAAGGGGAGAUUUUCCCUUCAGUUUAACUUUGUGGCGUUUUGUGUUUUCUUUGCACAUUAUGCAUUUUAGAAAAUUGUUUUGGAAACUACUUUGUGAAUGCUAAUAUGGCCAGCUAUUUCUAUCCAUGUCCUAAGCCUGAGUAACAUGUAUAUUUGCCAUCAUGCUAAAGCUUAAAAGAUUUACCUCAAAGCUCUUUCAUGGGAGAAGAGUGAACGUUGUAUUGGGCUUUUGAAAUUGGAGAAGUGUUGUAGGAGGUUUACUUGGUGCAUGCAGAAAUUGCAAACUUAACUAAGGACACAUCCAUUCAAAAGAAUCCUGGGUUUUGCAGAGGGUGCUUAAAUGUAAAAGCAGCAGGGCAAGAAGUAACACCCAUAGAAACAGAUAUCGCGUUGUAUAGGUGCUACCAUAUCCUUCUUAUGAUUCUCUCAGAUUGCCACAUCAACUGGAUAUAGGUACCUUGUGGCUCAUAAAAGGUGCAUUUACACAGACACCUCAAUCUAGGGCCAGGUCAAAGCAUUGCUGAUCCAGACCAGUCCCGAAUUCUGUAAUAAUUUCUGCCAGCUAUGGAUGAAACAGCCCCAUGAGCAUAGGGGAAAGGGAAUGGUGACAUCAGGCCAUAUGGACAGAAUUAGAGCCAGUUCAGCUGUCCACACUAACCCUGAAGUAUGGGACGGCUCCAAAAUAUCACCAAAUCUCUGGAGCAUCCCCCAAUGUCUCUUAAUGUGGGAUAAAGCUGUUAACUGGUUAUGAACCAUAAGUCCUUGGACAUCCAGGAGCGAUGUCUGAUUGACUCCGGAGUAUAGAGGCAGUGUAGUUAAGCCCAAAGACAGUACAUGGUCUAUUAACUAAACUCAUAAUUUAUAUUAGUUUACUGUAAACUGCACUGAAAUCAAUACAGUUUAAUAACAAGUCAGAGUUGAGGUGCUAUUUUUCCUUGUGUGGCGACUUAUCUUGAAAGCUGAGUCAUCAUUGCAGUCAUUUUUCUUUUCCCUCAAAGGAAGCUAAAAGAAUUUCCAUAAUGUCCUCAGGAUGAUAUCACAGAUCUAUAAGCUAUAAUGAUAUUUUGCCUAAAGUGAAUUUGAAGAAAUUCUGAGGGAAUUCUUUAAAGCAAGCCAAACAGAGUUUCAAUAUAACAUGUGAUAUUUCUCAGGGGAGAUUGCAUGUAUCCUUAGAUUUUGGUGAAGGUGUUUGUGCAUUAACAGCACAUGGUCAAUGAACAUGUGUUUAUUAGUUGCAAUCAUGGUGCUGUUCUAAGGUAUACUAGAGAUUCAAACUACCAGUGUGUAAAUUAGCCUAUACAAGGGGGAAAUGCUUAAAACACUAAGUAAAUUAUCAUGGUUAAACUGGAAUUCCAGAUCUUAACAUAAGAGGAUCUUUUAUUUAAUAAUAAGUGGAUUUGAUUCAUCAGUCUUAACAUGUGCAUGGCCAAAACACUUCAUAGCUACAGUUGCCCCUUCACACAUGUGGCUUUAACUUUUUGUGGAUUUGAUCAUUCAUGAAGUUGAUUAAUAUGUCUCUUCAGAUAUCUUUAAGUCUUCCAUCAUGAUUUUUUGGUCAACUACGGUCAGGAGAUGACUAUAUACUUAUCCUGGAGGACCUAGAUGUUUUCUAAGGUAAUAAAAAAAUAUUUGUGGCCUUUCCACUUUUGUGGGGCUUCUACAUCCAAAACACAUGAGAAAAUACAGCAUCUGCUGUAUGGUGUGGUCCAGUGGUAUAACAAGAGCAAGCUCCUCUGAAAGUACUGCCGUAUUGCAAUACAUUCAUCCUUCCACAUUUGCAGUUUUGGCUUGUGCAGUUUUGAUUAUUCAUGGAAUUGAUUAAAACAUUCUUCCUUGGAAUUUCUAUGUCUUCCAGUGUGACUCCAUCCAUGGUCAACUUCCUUCAGUCAUGCUGGAGGACCUAGAGAUUGCUAGACAGAACACCUCUAAAGGAAUCUGUAGGUUCUCCAAAGCAAUUCCAUGGCUAGCUUCCACCAAAAGUUGAUCAUAGAACAGUAACCUUCUGAAUCUAAGUUAGUUUGCUGUAGCUGAUGAACCUUCUGCAUAGCGUAGUACAUUUAUAGAUGCCACUUUAAACCAAAAUGCUUCUUCUGAUAUGUGUAUCUGCCAAAGCAGCUAUCUUGUGCCACCUUAGGAAUGGAUCUAAUCUGUUUCUUCCAUUUUAUUGAAUUUUUAAAACAAGAAUGUUGAUAACAUUGAGACACUUGAUUUGCCAUGAUAUAAGAACAUGUUCAGGCAUGCCCCCCCCACCCCAGAAUCUCAUGUCUGUGAUAUUUUUGAAUGCCUUUUGAUGACAACUUAACAGGUUUAAUGUAGUACAUGUGGAUGUGUUCUUUUAAACAAUUGCAAAGGAGAACCGUCUAUGACAUGGUCGCUGAAGAAAGUCAUGGUGAAUAAAAUACCUUUCUUUUUCAUAGGUGGUACAAAAAUAUCUUGAAUUGUUGCAAAAGCAAUCUACGAUGGUUUGGUCUAUUCAGUUUAUUUCAAAACUGAAUUUCAUCACAGUUGGAGCCUCAUCAAAAUCAUUUACUUGUGCUUACAAACAACACAAGAGGCUCAGAUAUAGUUUCUGGGGCAUGUGUGAAAAAGCUCUGAGGUCUUAUAUCCCUGCUAAAUCCCCUGCCAGUAUAUUACUUGUUAAUGAGACCUUUAAGACGUGCUGUUUUCAUUGUCCUUUAUUACAACGUGAAAGGAAGUCUUGCUAACUUUGAAGAAUUAAUAUAGCUUUCUAGGAUAUAAAAAUUAUUUUUCUAGCUUGGGUUUGUUUUUCAGUGUAAAAGAAAAGAAAAUUAAUGCAGAUAGACUGUUGUUUUGUUUUUAAUAUAAGAUAUCCCCUAAUUCUCUUUGGACCUGCAAAUGAUACAUAAAAUACUUUGGUAAAUAUAUUCAGUAUUUUCUGAUUUAUCGACAGUAUCAUUUCCAACCAAGUUCAGGUAUAUUCUCAGGAACAUGUAAUGUAAUUCCCCUUGCCCAACGUGGUGCUCAUAGAUACGUUUUAUUCUGUUGUUUACAAGAUACAGGUUUGCAUAUGCACACAAACACACCGAAACCCAACACAUAGUUUAGCAAUUAAGUCUGUCUUGGAUUGUGGACCCAGACUUUCAGGGGGCAUGGUUUGCUUGGAAUCAUAGCUUAUCGGAGUGUGAGUCUGUUCUGAAAAUACCACUCCUUCCCCAAAGCUGGACUUUCCUUCGUAUCUUCCAUAAGAAGUCAUUCAAAUGACCUGAUGUCCUCUAAUCAGAUAGGUCUUUCUGAUAACAUAGGGUGCUACUACACUCUAGAAUUAAUGCAUUUUACACCACAGCCACAUAAAUUGCUAUGGAAUCAUGGAGUUGUAGUUUAUAUUGCCUUUAGUCUUCUUUGCCAAAGAUUGAUGGUCUCACCAACAUACAAAUUCCAGGAUCCCACAGCAUUGAACCAUGGCAAUUAAAGUGGGGUCAAACUGCAUUGAUUCUACAGUGUAGAUUCAGCUAUAAUUUCAUCCUGCAAAAAAGAUGGUGAAAAACGGAGAGCUUAUUUUUAAAAGUGUUUGUAGAGAUUCACAUGCGUGUAAAAACAUUUUCUCAGGACACAUUUCCUCAGUAGGGCAACUAGAUGCAAAAGAGGACUGUUCCUCUGUUUUGGAGUGUUGUGUCAACUGCAGAGUUUCGAUAGAUGUAGCAAGCUGUGAUGCAAACUACAUCAGAAAAUUCCUUUAUGUACAUGUUUUAAAUGUGGAGGAAUCCUGUCCUCUUUUUGCAUCCGCCAUCCCUCGUCCUCAAUAUGACAUGUUUCACUUUUACAUAUCAGGAUAUGCUUAAUUUCUCCUUAAAGUGCUAUAAAUAUAAAUUGUGAUUGUAGAAAGAUUGUGAUUUAAUGAGAUUGCUGUGAGUUUCUUGACUUAAUGUUCUGAAUACAGGCUAGAAAGGCAGUUAAGUAUACAGUUUAAUCUGAAGGCUUAAUGUAAAUAUUUUACUGCUACAUGGCAUGAGGUUUUACAGCUGAUAUUGCAGGAUUAUAUCCCUGAAUUUAGACAGAUGAAUUUUUGAAAAUUGCUAAAUUCAAGAGAUGAAAAACAGCCAAAAAUUGAGUGUUCUGCUUAUAUCUCAGUGCUCAAAUAGAGUAGCAGCAUAUGUGUUCUGUAUCAUGUUUCAGAUUCAAUGCAGUUGAAAGAUCUCAGGUGGCGAAGCUGCAAAAUCCUGUCUGCUUAAGACCUUUGAGAUCUGCUGCCAGUGAACAUAGAUAAUAUUAUACUACAUGGAUGGUUGGUGUCAUAUAAGUAGCUAUUUUUUCUAUAAUAACACAGGAGUAAUCAAACUAAUUAAAAACGAUUGCCGCGACAUGAAACAGGUCAAGGUUUACCCCGAAUGCACAACCCUAAUGAUUACAUCAAAUUAGUUAAUAUCAUUUCCAGAGCUGAUACACAUUACAGUUCCUAAUCUUGAGUAUCAAGCUGAAUUUGAAUUGCAAGACCAUAGCAGUUUGGUUUUUGGUUUAUGGCGAACAAUGGCAUUACUGUAUACACGGUUUUUUUCAUGUCAGAAGCGACUUGAGAAACUGCAAGCCGCUUCUGGUGUGAUAUGUGGAACUGGUGGUAGUGUUUUUGUUUUCAGAUUGCAACUCUGGCAGAUAAAAUCAGUUGUACUUGGAAAGGAAAGAAAACUUUUAGCAGUUAAAACAUUUAGAUCUACACCAGAAUCCACAACAUUUAAAAGAGCAGUUAAUCUCACAGGUUUUGAAUGAGACUAGCACAGGCAUGGGCAAACUUUGGCCCUCAGGGUGUUUUGGACUUCAACUCCUGGUAGGCUGCUAGGAGUUGUGGGAGUUGAAGUCCAAAACAUCCGGAGAGCUGAAGUCUGACCAUGCCUGGACUAGCAUCAUCCCUCCAAUGUUACACUUACUGUCUCUGAGAAUGGUUUUUACAUUUGCUACUGUUCACAUACACUGUUUGGUAGAGCUGCUUCGGGAUAUUAUGUCUUCUCUUAACACUAAAUCAUGUAUUUACUUCAUGGUUCAUAGUCAUAAGUGUCAUUCCGUUUCUUAAUUUUUUUUCUGUUGCAAAGUGCAUCACAGGUUUGGUUACUCAACAGCAGCAAAAAAGAAAAUCUCUUUUAAAAAAAACAUUGCUAGUGCAUAAAGUGUUGUUAAUGGUUUCCCACCCGCUGUUUUUGUACAAGGAGCAUCAGCGUCAAGGGAUUUAAGAAUGGAAAUGUAAAGUAGGUACAAUGCUCAUGAUGGAGAAUGUUGGUUGAGUGUUUGAGAUGAAUGCAGUGGAGCCAAAUGGAAAGGACAGGAUGCUUUGGAGACAGUUUUGAUGAAAUGAAUUGCUGCUUAUGGGAAAUCUAUAAAGAUAAUUAUCUAGGGUUUCUUUUUUUACUUGUUUGCUGCUUUAAAAUAGAUGCUAUUUUGGCACGUUCUUAGCUGAUGUCUGAAGUGACGCCAUGAUAGAAUGCUGUGAGCUUGGAAUUUAAAAACAGUGAACCUAGCAAAAGAGAUUGAGGAAUUGCGCUUUGGGUGUGUUGUGCAUAGCGAGGAUUUAAUUGUAUGAGGAUCGUGAGAAUAUGUAAUAAAUUGUUUAAAUACUUUAAGCCUAAAAUAAACCCUUGUAAGCAUACUGGCAAGCUUUUGUAUAUUUUUUGAAUGUUAUGACAAAUAAAAUGUAUUUUUCAAUAAAUUAUAUUAUAAACAA